Molecule: messenger RNA, 1972 nt
Organism: Lotus japonicus
Lineage: Eukaryota; Viridiplantae; Streptophyta; Magnoliopsida; Fabales; Fabaceae
Product: protein transport protein SEC31 homolog B-like
Exons: 11
Coding region: 1-1752 (583 amino acids)
Biological process (GO): COPII-coated vesicle cargo loading; endoplasmic reticulum to Golgi vesicle-mediated transport; endoplasmic reticulum organization
Cellular component (GO): COPII vesicle coat; endoplasmic reticulum exit site
Molecular function (GO): protein binding; structural molecule activity
Source: RefSeq, a predicted model, not a curated record
AUGUACAUGGCAUUUCAGUUGCAGUAUAUAACUGCAUGCAACACUACACUACUAAGCUUAGAACAUUUUCUGUUUCAGCAUCAUUUUCGCUCACUUCAGAAAUUGAAAUUUCUUUGUUCUUCCCGCUCAAUUAGGGUUCUCUCGAAAACACGAAUGGAACUCUUCAAGGAAGUGAAUCGUUCGGGGUUGGUGGCGCUGUCACCGGACGAGGGUUUCCUUGCCGCGGGCACCAUGGCGGGCACCGUCGAUGAAACAUUCAGCUUGUCGGGGAAGCUCGAGAUAUUCCGGCUCGAUCUCAGUUCAGACGAUCGGGAGCUGCCUCUCGUCGAGUCGUACCGGAGCCCUCACCGCUUCAGCCGUCUCUCGUGGGGGAAGAACGAUUCUGUCUCCAAAUCUCGCGGCCUCGUUGCCGGUGGAUUGUUCGAUGGGGAAAUCCACCUCUGGUCAGAAAAUCAAAGUGCUACUGUCCUUGUAAGGCAUAAAGGACCGGUUCGUGGUCUUGAGUUUCAUACCACUGAACCUAAUCUUCUUGCCUCUGGUGCUGAGGAUGGUCAGAUCUGCAUAUGGGAUUUGGCCAAUGCUUUAGAGCCUAAGGACUCUGCUUCCCAAGGGGAAAUUUCAUUCUUAUCUUGGAAUAGUCAAGUGCAGCACAUAUUAGCAUCUACUUCAUAUGAUGGGACCAUGGUGGUAUGGGACACAAAGAAUCUAAAGCAAGUGAUAAGCUUCGCAGAUUCAGUUAGAAGGCGGUGCUCAAUUUUGCAAUGGAAUCCUGAUAUUCCUACACAGCUUAUAAUUGCAUCUGAAGAUGACUCUCCUUUAAGGCUUUGGGACUUGAGGUUUACCAUGGCACCGAUAAUGGAGUUUGUGGGGCACACUAGAGGUGUAAUAGGAAUGACAUGGUGUCCUAAUGAUGGCGCUUCUUUGCUUACCUGUGGCAAAGAUAGCCGGACUAUAUGCUGGAACACUAUUUCUGGAGAGGGUGGGGGACAGAUUGCUUAUGAGCUGCCGACUGGGACUCGUUGGAACUUUGAUGUGCAUUGGUGCCCUGAGACACCUGGAGUAAUAUCGGCAUCUUCCUUUGAUGGAAGAAUUGAUGGAGUAAUAUCUGUAUGUUCCUUUGAAGGGAAAAUUGGCAUGUACAAGAUUAAGGCCGCUGGUGAUGGAGCCGAUGAUGAUGAUAAUGGUGAUGAUGGUGACAGUGGCAUUGAUGGUACUCGUGCUGCUGAUGUGUACCAUGAUGGAAACAUUGAUGGAGUAGAUUAUGAUGAUGGUGACAAUGGAAUUGAUGGUACUAGUACUGCUGAUGUGUGCCAUGUUGGAGAAGUAUCAGUAUCUUCCCGAGGGGGAAAUUGGCAUGCCGCUGAUGGAAACAAUGAAGAUGAAACAAGUGGAACAGGGAGCGGAGAGGAAAGCUACCUUGAGGGUACAGAGGAAGAUGAUGAAGAAGAAAGUGAGGAAGACGAUGAAGAAGAAAGUGAGGAAAGUGGGUCAUCAAGUGAGGGAAGCUUCCGUCAGUUUUCUGACGAUGACAUCGAGAUGGAUGGUACGGAGGAUGACGAUGAGGAAUAUUUUGAUGACGAAUAUAACCCGAGGCGUCCUCUCUACUAUGAUGAUGAGUACAGAGCUCCUGGGCCAGUUAGCGUCGCCUUUGGUCACCCCGCAGCUGAUAGCGAGGAAGAUGAAGAUGUGGAAGAGUAUGAUUUUGAUGCUGGUGUUGGUGCUGAUGAUGAUGAUGCUGAUGGUGCAAGUUAGCAGAAAUAUGGAAUACCAGUCAAUACAUGAACUAAAACUAGGUUGUUUUUCUGACUGGUAUUCCAUAUUUUUCGAGACCUUUAUCAUGAUGAUUCAUUCAGAGAUUUUAUUUUUCCGUUAUUAGUUUGUUUCCUAUUAUUGUUUAGGAAUAGAAUCAAUAAUUGUGGGUUAUUAAUAUUCCUAUUUUAGAUUGCAAAUUAUAGCAAAUUCCAUGAACAAA